AUGAUUAUUUAUUUUUAGACUUGCGAAGAGAGAGAAAGGGUUUUAAAUAUAAGACAGAAUCAAAUUGUCAAUUUAACAGCACGUGUACAGCCUUACAAAGAGUUAUCUGGGUGUAUAUUUUUGCAGACGCUUUCUACAGUACCAACAUAUACGUUAUUAGUCCCAACUUUACCACCAGCAAACAAAAGUGUCAAAGGAAAAGUUACGCUAAAACCUUUGGGAACUGAGGCUACUACAAGCACUACUGAAAUUAGCACCAUAAAUCCAUCAACUCUAGAAUAUUCUACGGACCUAUCAAUGAAUUCUGAAUAUCUCACGACAACUAUGUACAGUUCGAGUCCAAUGCAAGAUUAUGAAACAUUUUCAACUAUAAAUGCAGAGGAAAAAUUGUUACCCUUGGCCACUGAAGGUUACACUACAGAAAAAACUUAUGAAUCUACAACCAAGAAAAAUCUUUCUGUAAAAAGUAAAAGAGCUGCUGCAAAUUUUUAUAAAGACAGCUUUAUUCGCAGAGGACGAACUGUGACUUGUCAUAACGCUAGAAGAUUUAGAUCUUCAAGAGAAAGAUGGUGGUUCAUCGUUAUUAGUAAUUGCAAUGGUGCGAAGGGAAUUAAUAUUAAAUACAAAAUUUUAAUGACAAACGGGCCACCUGGUGAUUAUUGGCACGAGCAUUUUUCCGCAGAUGAAUUUUAUAUUCUACCUGUUCUUAUGGCAUUCGUAGUGGCCUACUCUUUUCUCCUAUUAGGAAUAGUAGUAUGUACAAUGGAACUGAAAUCCAGGCAGUUAUUACAUACAACAUACAAAAUAUUCGUGUUCUCCGUAAUUAUCCAAUUAUUUGGAAUAUUAUUUGUAAGCAGUUGCUACCUCAAACUGGCUGUUUCAGGUUUUAUGGUUACAAAGAUGAGAAGAUUUGGUCUUGUGUUGAUGGGGAUGUCCGAAACUAGUUUUCUGUUGCUUUUGUUACUUUUGGUAAAAGGAUAUACCGUUACUAGGGGACGUUUGCCUAUAUCAGCCAGUAUAAAACUGACAGUAUUUAUGUGUAUCUAUGCUGUAACUUAUGUAUCAAUAUUUAUUUAUGAAGCUAAGGUUUUUGAUCCGGGAGAGGUACUUUAUCUUUAUGAAUCUCCUGCCGGGUAUGGUUUAAUAAUAUUAAGAAUUUUAGCUUGGUGUAUGUUUAUCUAUUCCACAAUAUUUACUUUAAAACACUAUCCAGAAAAGGGAAAUUUUUACUACCCUUUCAAUAUUUUCGGAACUCUUUGGUUUAUAGCUGGACCAGCUUUUAUCUUAUCAGCAAAUAAUUACAUCGACAAAUGGGUGAGAGAAUCAGUGGUAUUUGCUGUACUCCUUUUUAUAUCAUUUGGAGGACACCUAAUGUUUUUGAUUUUGACUAUGCCGUCAGUAGCUAACAAAAAUUUUCCAUACCACGUGAGAACAACCCAAAUAGGUAUUAUGGAGCUCGCAGGAAGAAACGGAACUAGUACUAUGGAACAAUUUGGCCACCAUAUGUAUGAACCCACCACUACAUUUAGGGAACAAACUGUUAUUAUACCGCUUACUAGGAGAACUGAGGAAAUAUUUGAAGGAAUGUAUAAUCAAGCAGCAUUUAGACGAACGGACCUUCCAAACGAAAACGCGUCGGAAAACGAGGACAACCGAGAACAAAGUGACAAAACUAUAGAUAAUGUAUUGAGUUGGUCAUUGGCUAAAAAUGUAUCAGCCUUGGAAUUGCCAGUGAACGGGGUGAAUUAUAAUAGUGCUACAGCAUCGGCUCAUUCAAGAAGUGACAAUAGCUCCCCUUUAAGCAGAGACUUAUCGUUUAGGGAGAACAUAGAAAAUCCGAAAAAUUUGGGCCAAAACUAUGAAGAUUACAUAAGGGACGUUCCCAUAGAGUUGUUUACUGUCAGUAAAAUGCUUGUGACGACUACGAAUAAUAUACCAAAACACAAAAAUGUGCCACCUGAAUGAUUUAAUUAAGCACAUAAAGAAUUUAUAAUUAUUAUUAUUAUGUGUUAAAAGACAGUAUAAAACAUUCGGAAAAUCUGGAGCAUUGAGAUAGAAUAAAGAAGAGAUGCUAUGACGAUUAUAAAGUGUCCGUACCUUUGCAUUGCACUUUUACGACAUAUGUCAAACUGAAGUUAGUGAAGCUAGUCAGUUUUGGUGAGAAUAAAUGACAUCUUUUUAAAUAGCUUCACUUAAAUGAUAUAAAAUCAUUUUUAUUCCAUUAGUCAAGUCGCCAUUUUCAUGCGCUAGUUCAGUGAUGAUGUAAUUAUGGUUCCACUGACAAUUAAAGUGACAGUAGAUUUUUUGAAUGCGUUUUGUUCGUUUUGAUUACCUAAAUUAUAUCGUUUUUUCACUUUUAUAAAUAUAUCCCUAAAGUGAGUAGAUAGCAUGUAUCAAAUAUACAAUCGUUUAGUUACCAAUUACAUACCUUUAAACUAUUUCUUAUGACCUGUAUACAAUAUUUUGAAAUAAAAUAAAAACAGUAAAAACGUAUCUGUCAAAUUUAUUGAUGUUUUUGUUAAAAGUUUGGUUAGAAUUAAAUGUCAGUGGAACCAAAAUAUCACACUGAACUAGCGCAUUACACUUUUCCGUCAUUCGAAGUGCGUCCAUCUGUCAUACCGCAACAUAGUUUAAUUUCGUCUCUAUUUUAUUCUAUCUCGAUGAUCUGGAGCGACAGACCUAUCCCCUUAUGUCUCUAUUACUCAUGCAUAUCAUACUUCCUUUUAAAUUUGUUGUUACGUUUCCUACCCUGAGUGUCAAUUACACAUCAUUUUGUUUUUGCGAUUAAUAGUGAGUGUGUGUUUAUAAUUUAAUUUGCCUUUUAUUAUGGAGAUCCGUGCAAAAAAUACACCCAUCGAGACUCGAUGAUUUAAAGUAACGACAGGGGGUAAUCGUUGUAGCCAACCCAACAGUUGUAGUUUUAGCGUGAGAAUAAGAGAGAUCGAAAAUAAGUUGUUUGAAAAUUUACCAGAUUCAAAAGUCCCGCACUUUUUUCGCGCACAAGUAAUGCGAAAUGAUUGAAUAAAGGGAAAGGUUUAUUGCUAAUAUUUUUUUAUUUUUCAACUUUUGACUGUAGAACGAAACCUAUAAAAAAUCGUUGGUAUUUUACUAAAAUUGAAUUUGAAGCAUUUAAGACUGCAUAAUAUAUUUCGUAAUCAUAGAUAAAAGACAAGAACAGUAAUGCCCAUUCUUAUAUGGAUGUUUUAAAAAUAAACAAAUUUAAACAUUAAUAUUGCUGAUAACCUGUCAGAAAGGAAAUGUUGCAGUAGAAAUGUAAAGACAACUUGGUAUAAAAAUAUUUAAUAGGCUUGGUUACGAAAUAUCCGGUCUUUAGGUACAUUAUAAAUCAUUCAUAAAUCAAUUGAAUUAACAAUAUUUAAAAUAAUAAAUAUUUGACAAAUAGGAAAAAGAAGUCAUUUGUACCUAAAUAUUAUUCUUUAAUGCGACCGGUUUGGAAGUUUGAAUUUCUUCAUCUUCAGGCACACUAUAACUUCACUUCGGUAUAAUUCACUACAACGAUCUUGUAUUAGUGAUGUUUAAACAGCAAAUAGUAAAAUAAUAUUACGCUGAUCUCGUUCUAUCCUCUCUAUGUGGCAUCUACAAUAAUUAGGACACCACAUUCAAGAAUGCUUCUAAUAAGAUUGUUAAAUAAUGUUGAAAUUGCUUUAGUAUCAUACAUGUGUUUGGUAUUUCUUUUAAUAAAGCCUAGCAUCCGGAAAGCAUUACAAAUAAUGGAAUUAAUGUGUUCUCGAAAGGACAAUUCCAUCAAAGAUCAUCCCUAGAUCAUUCACGAAUGUGGUGUUUUGAAGCACAUUACAUCGAUUUUGUAUCGAUUUAGAGAAGGGGUUAAAGCUCUAGCGAACUGCAUUUGUUGGUAUUUAAUGAGAUGAUUCGCCUUGCGUCCAUCAUUUAAUGUCUCUAGAUCACCU
Messenger RNA from Psylliodes chrysocephalus, 3929 nucleotides. The record is from the annotation of a GenBank genome assembly. NCBI's taxonomy places the organism in Eukaryota, Metazoa, Arthropoda, Insecta, Coleoptera, Chrysomelidae.